AUGCACAGGUGGGGUGCACAUAUCCUGGUGGUGUCCAUAUCAUGCACCCCUGUUGUUUUGUGUUUAUUGUCUGGGCUGAUUGGAUCACUUGCUUGUGCACACUUUGGAACGAAGGCCAGGCACCUCAUUGGCUUGAGGAUGUCAUCAGCAAUGAAUGGAUGUGUUUCUCUACUGGGUGUGGCAAACAAGUUGCGUUGGCCUUGUGAAGUGGCCUCUCGCCCUGUAGCCUGCUGUUGGUCCAAUGCGUUUCUGGUGGAACCAUUUCCAUGGGCACAGGAACAUCCUUGCUUUUGGAAGUACCCAGGUGCCACAGUGUAUCCCUAA
Ostreobium quekettii is the source of this 324-nucleotide messenger RNA. The record is from the annotation of a GenBank genome assembly. NCBI's taxonomy places the organism in Eukaryota, Viridiplantae, Chlorophyta, Ulvophyceae, Bryopsidales, Ostreobiaceae.